CUGCAGGAGCGGGAAGAGACGGGCGGAAGCGAGCCCCGGCCAGGCUCCAGAUGACAUUGCGCCUGCCAGGGCCACCCACUUCCUGCCCUCCGCAGAGAGCUCAACUCUGAGCUACCGAAGCUGAUCUACAAAAGGUCUUGUACCUUUUCCACUUUCAAUUUGGGUGGCAGAUCAUUCCUUAGGAAGGUGGAUCUUAUACCUGAAGAAAAUAUAAAAGAAGGGAAUUUCCUGACCUUACCUCUUUUCUGAUUAUACCUCACAGCAAUGUCAUCAUUAAAGCUGUUCAUUUUCUUGAAGCUGAUGAUAACACUAGUUCAUGCUUUCAGUAGAGCUCCAAUACCCAUGGCAGUUGUUCGAAGGGAGUUGUCAUGUGAAAGCUACCCCAUAGAGUUGCGCUGUCCAGGAACUGAUGUUAUUAUGAUUGAAAGUGCCAACUACGGAAGAACAGAUGAUAAAAUCUGUGACUCAGAUCCAGCUCAAAUGGAGAACAUUCGAUGUUAUCUUCCAGAUGCCUACAAGAUAAUGUCACAGAGAUGCAAUAAUCGGACUCAGUGUGCUGUUGUGGCUGGACCCGAUGUAUUUCCUGACCCCUGCCCAGGGACCUACAAAUAUCUAGAAGUUCAGUAUGAAUGUGUUCCUUACAAAGUGGAACAAAGAGUGUUUCUUUGUCCUGGAAUCUUAAAAGGAGUUUAUCAGAGUGAGCACUUAUUUGAAUCUGAUCACCAAUCAGGAGCCUGGUGUAAAGAUCCUUUGCAGGCAUCUGAUAAAAUAUAUUAUAUGCCAUGGACUCCAUAUAGAACUGACACCUUAACAGAGUACUCCUCCAAAGAUGACUUCAUUGCUGGACGACCAACUACAACUUACAAGCUUCCUCAUAGAGUAGAUGGUACAGGCUUUGUUGUUUAUGAUGGAGCACUGUUUUUUAAUAAGGAACGUACACGGAAUAUUGUGAAAUUUGACCUUAGGACAAGAAUUAAAAGCGGAGAGGCUAUUAUUGCAAGUGCCAAUUAUCAUGACACCUCUCCUUAUAGAUGGGGUGGUAAAUCAGAUAUUGAUCUUGCAGUUGAUGAAAAUGGACUCUGGGUUAUUUAUGCAACAGAACAAAAUAAUGGGAGAGUAGUGAUUAGUCAACUUAAUCCAUAUACUCUGCGGAUUGAAGGAACAUGGGAUACAGCAUAUGACAAACGAUCAGCAUCAAAUGCCUUCAUGAUUUGUGGGAUAUUGUAUGUGGUAAAAUCUGUAUAUGAAGAUGAUGAUAAUGAAGCAACUGGGAAUAAAAUUGAUUACAUAUAUAAUACUGAGCAGAAUAGCGAUGAAUAUGUAGAUAUACCAUUCCCAAACUCAUAUCAAUACAUAGCUGCUGUGGAUUACAAUCCCCGGGACAAUUUACUUUAUGUUUGGAACAAUUAUCAUGUGGUGAAGUAUUCUCUGGAUUUUGGAAUCUUGGACAGCAAGUCAGGUCACAUAUCUUACAAUGUCCCCUCCAAUCAUAUUGAUUCCACUAUUGAAUCCUUAUCUCGAGAUUUAUUUCCCACACGUCAGUAUAAUGGAGCUAGUACAUCUGUUUCUUCUACAACUUACCGGAUUACAACUACGAGCACGGGAAAACCAACAUCUAUAUCAACACUGUCCCAUAGAAACAUAUCUACGUUACCUCCAUCAACUGAAAUUCCUGUGGAGGUCACUACACGGUCCACACCUGUUUCAUCACUUUUGCCUGCAGUUGGCAUAGAGAGUUGUGAGGCUAUAGCAGCACGUGAGAUCAUGUGGUUCAAAACUCGACAGGGUCAAACAGCAAAACAGCCAUGUCCUUUAGGAACAGUUGGUGUGGCAACAUAUACAUGCAUUGCUCCAGAUGGUGUAUGGAAUCCACAAGGACCUGACUUAAGCAACUGCUCAUCUCCAUGGAUUAGUCAUAUUGCGCAAAAGCUGAAGUCACUAGAAACGGCUGCAAACAUUGCAAGGGAGCUUUCAGAGCAUACAAGAGGUCGGCUCAAUGCUGGAGAUAUUACCUAUUCUGUUCGAGCAAUGGAUCAGCUGGUGGACCUACUGGAUGUCCAGCUAAGAAAUUUGACUCCAGGUGGAAAAGAUAGCGCAGCCCGAAGUUUAAAUAAGCUGCAAAAGAGAGAGCGUUCAUGCAGAGCAUAUGUCCAGGCAAUGGUUGAAACUGUUAACAAUCUGCUACAGCCACAAGCAAAGGAGGCAUGGCAAGAUUUGACAGAAAGGGACCAAGUGCGAGCAGCCACAAUGCUUCUAGACACAGUAGAAGAAGGAGCCUUUGUAUUAGCUGAUAAUCUCCUAAAAACAGACAUUGUAAGAGAGAACACAGAAAAUAUCCAACUUGAAGUUGCAAGACUAAGCACAGAUGUGAAUUUAGAAGAUCUCCAUUUCCCACAGAAUAUUGGAUAUGGUAGCUCUAUUCAGCUUUCUUCGAAUACACUAAGACAAAAUGGACGCAAUGGUGAGAUAAGAGUCGCAUUUGUCUUGUACAAUAACCUCGGACGCUACCUGUCCACGGAGAAUGCCAGCAUAAAAUUGGGAACUGAAGCUUUGACAACAAAUCAUACAGUUGUUGUCAAUUCUCCUGUCAUUACUGCUGCUGUGUAUAAAGAAUCAACAAGCAAGUUAUAUCUAACUGACCCGGUGAUGUUUACUGUUAAGCACAUUAGGGACUCAGAGGAUUUUUUUAAUCCUAAUUGUUCCUUCUGGAGCUAUUCAAAAGCCAACUUGUCCGGUCAGUGGUCAACUCAAGGUUGCAGACUAAUAAUGACCAACAAAACACAUACAAAGUGUUCUUGUAACCAUUUAACGAACUUCGCUGUGCUCAUGGCUCAUGUUACAAUUAAGCACAUGGAUAUGGACCAUGACCUUCUUUUAAAUGUGAUUACCUGGGUUGGAAUCCUGCUUUCUCUUGUUUGUCUUCUGAUAUGUAUUUUUACAUUCUGCUUUUUCCAUGGCCUACAAAGUGACCGUAACACAAUCCAUAAAAAUCUUUGUAUCAGUCUGUUUGUGGCAGAAUUGCUAUUUUUAAUUGGAAUCAACCGCACUGAUCAGCCGAUUGCCUGUGCUGUGUUUGCUGCACUCCUCCAUUUUUUCUUCUUGGCUGCAUUUACAUGGAUGUUCCUUGAAGGAGUUCAACUAUACAUCAUGCUGGUUGAAGUUUUCGAAAGUGAAAAUUCUAAAAGGAAAUAUUUCUAUCUAGUCGGUUAUGGGAUGCCUGCGCUAAUUGUAUCUGUAUCUGCAGCAGUAGAUUAUAAAAGUUAUGGAACAGAUAAAGUGUGUUGGCUUCGACAUGAUACAUACUUUAUUUGGAGCUUUAUUGGACCAGCCACAUUGAUAAUCAUGCUAAAUGUAAUUUUUCUUGGAAUUGCCCUUUUUAAAAUGUUUCAUCAUACUGCCAUAAUGAAACCUGAUACUGGUUGCCUUGACAAUAUCAGAUCAUGGGUUAUAGGCGCAAUAGCUCUCCUUUGCCUGCUGGGGUUGACUUGGGCUUUUGGACUUAUGUAUAUAAAUGAGAGUACAGUCAUCAUGGCAUAUUUGUUCACUGUUUUCAACUGUCUUCAGGGAAUGUUCAUAUUCAUUUUUCACUGUGUACUGCAAAAGAAGGUGCGUAAGGAAUAUGGCAAAUGUUUACGAAGUCAUUGCUGUAGUGGGAAAAGUAUGGAAAACUCAGUUGGUUCAACUAAGACAUCAAAUUCUCAAACUCCAGGAAGAUAUUCCUCUGGAACACAGAGCCGAAUUCGUAGAAUGUGGAAUGACACAGUGAGAAAACAAUCAGAGUCUUCCUUUAUUACUGGAGAAAUAAACAGCUCAGCUUCCCUAAACAGAGGAGCCAUGGCUAAUCAUCUUAUUACCAAUGCUCUGCUUCGUCCUCGUGGGGCUAGCAAUCCCUAUAAUACAUUGCUCGGGGAAUUGGCUGUCUAUAACAACCCUUCUGUAAGCAUAUACAAAUUACAAGAGCCCUACAGAGAGACAAAGGGAAUCCUGAACAAUUGCAGAGAUACAAGUGUCAUGGAUACUCUACCACUGAAUGGUGACCAUGUGAACAGCUAUAACAUUGCAAGACAUGAAUAUCUUAGGGACUGUGUAAAAAUAAUUGACCGUGGCUUUAACCACAAAGAAUCUGCCUUAGAAAAAAAGAUUUUGAAGGAGCUCACUUCUAACUGUAUACCUUCGUAUCUAAAUAACCAUGAACGCUCAUGUGAACAAAAUAGGAAUCUAGUAAACAAGUUGAUAAAUAACAUUACCAAUUUAAAAGAGGAUGAUGCAGUCUUUGGUGAUGCUACAUGUUUAACUAAUGAGGAAAUUCUUGCUUUGGAAUUGAUAAAUGAGGAAUCUAAUGCACCAUUGCUACCCUCACGUUCCCACCCUACAGACAGUCACCAGCCUCUUCAUUUUACUAAGAGAAUGAUUCCACCAGAAAACAGUGAAAGUGUUUUCCCUUUGUUACCAAAUGAGCACAUUGAAGCAAUGCAAUCACCUAACAGAGAUUUUCUUUACACCAGCAUGCCAACUCUAACUGGCAUAGCUGUCACAGGAAGCAUUGCAACUAGUACUCAAACAGAUUCAUCGCCAAUCAAAAAUAAGGAUGCAGGAGAAAUAUACUAUAAAAGCAUGCCAAACUUGGGUACCCAAAACAACAUACAUCAACUUCAUACAUACUAUCCACUAGGACGGGGAAGCAGUGAUGGAUUCAUAGUCCCACUGAGCAAAGAUGGGACACCUUCUGAGGAAAAACCAGCUCACCUCGUUACAAGCCUAUAGAAGAUAAAAGAGGAAAAUAGUAAUGUUAACAAACUCUCUUAUGAUUUACAAUAAGAAAUAAUAUUGUAUGUGCUCCUAAAUCUUUAUGCUGUAAGACAUUUUUUAAAAUCACAUUUUUAGUCCUGUGUAUGGGAUACAAAUGUAAUGCUGUUUUCUUUCUGCUUUUUUUUUCUAAUUGUCCCAAAAAGACUUCAUUAUGUUAAUGAAAAUUAUGAAUUAAUGAAAGAGAAAGAAAAAAAAGAGUGGCAAUAUUUGUAGCCUUUAUUUAUUAUGAUGUUAACUGAUAAUCGGAUGAGUUUCUUAAUAAUACAGCAAGAUAAUUUUAAGUGGUGGAUUAACAGUCACAUAAAAAUGUAUCUUUUUCAUCCAUAACUUCCGCAGUUGUUGUACAAUAACAUUGUAUAGUUAAAUGAGCAGAUAAGGGUCUAAAUCAACCAAUGUGUUUGCUCUAGAUUUCUGACAUAUAUACAGUGAGAAAUUUGGCAUUCAGUCAAAAUGCCAUUUUAUGAAGCCCCAUGUCAUGUUUUUCAAACUUGCAUGUGUGUCAGAAAAAGUGUUUAAGGUUUCAUGGAGUUUGACUUAUUUACUACUUAUCUUUGCUACUUUCCUCAUUUGGGCUCAUCAUUUUCCAGAUUUUUGCAGUUUAUGAGCCAAGGCCAGAAGUGUGUUCAAAAGUAAUGGGAAAUAUAAAGGAAGAAUUUAUUCUAGUAAAUUCACUUAUGGCUUUGGCCCAAAAACUUCCCCAAAGAAACUUCCACCCAUAGAAUACAGUCAGAAAGUGCUACAUCUGAUUUGGAUUGUUAAACAGAUUUGUAAAUUACUUCUAUUCAAAAAUCUUAACUCUUCCAAUAAUUAUCAGCUGCUGAAUUUGAGUUGUUAUUUUCUGUCUGGCAACAGUGCUCUCUGCUGACAUCUCUGCUUGUCUCUGGAACUGCACAGAGUAGAAGAGGUUUGCUAUGGGUAAUGCUUCUACUCUGGACAGUUCCUGAGACAGGGGUCAUCAGAGAGCACUUAGACAGAAAAGAACAACUCAACUUCAGCAGCUCAUAAUUACUAAAAGGAUUAAGACUUUUUAAUAGAUGUAAUUUACACAUCUGUUUAACUUUCUGGAGCCAGUUGAUAGUUAUAUCUAUAUAAAAAGUUUUUUCCUGGAUAACCCCUUUAAAGCAGUCCUUGAUAGGGGACCCAUUCCAGGUUGCUUUUGUCCCUAUUUUAAUGAGUGGUAAGAUAUGGAUAUGAAUUGUCUCCACAACUGCUAAAGCAAAUGAUAGCAAACAAGGACAUCAGAAAAAUGGGAUUGUGUCAUCAGGUAGGUAGCAGUAAUUUGGUAUUAAGUAGUAACAUUUGAAAAAGGAGAGAGAGAGAGACUUGAAUGUUAGCCCCAUUGUGAACAAGGACUGGUGAAUGAUGACAAUCUUUGUUUAGCACUACAAACCAUGUUGGCGCUAUAUAAGCAAUCCUCUUUCCUCUAGUUCACCAUCAAUUUUAAAGAAUCUCCAUCAUUUUGUUCUCACAUUGUUCAUUUCAGUCGACAACACAAGCAAUUCAUUCCAACUAUCUACCACUUUUAUAAAAAUCAUUUUUAACCUGCAAACGUGUUGCUUGCUCUUUUUUAUUGUUACAGGUGACAAAAUGUUGCUAUGUGAAAAAUGAUAAUGGAUCCUAAAUAAACAAAAACUCAGUCCUCAAAAUGAAUUAAUUUUCGAAUCACAUGCUAAUUUGAUAUAUUUGUGAUGUGCUGUAUUAACCAACUAUACAAACAAAUUAAAUGAAAAGAAAACUAAUAGCAAAAAUGUAAAGAUGUUAUGUGAUGUGCAUUUAUUAUCACUGCAUUUCUAAUGUAUGCUUUUCUUUCUGAAAGUUGUGUCCCUGUUAAUGUAGUAGAAAAAAAUAUACAUUUUUUGUUCC
Molecule: messenger RNA, 6672 nt
Organism: Hyla sarda
Lineage: Eukaryota; Metazoa; Chordata; Amphibia; Anura; Hylidae
Gene: ADGRL3
Product: adhesion G protein-coupled receptor L3
Exons: 25
Coding region: 265-4764 (1499 amino acids)
Biological process (GO): cell surface receptor signaling pathway; synapse assembly; adenylate cyclase-activating G protein-coupled receptor signaling pathway
Cellular component (GO): glutamatergic synapse; cell-cell junction; axon
Molecular function (GO): carbohydrate binding; G protein-coupled receptor activity
Source: RefSeq, a predicted model, not a curated record